CCCACUUAUGAUUGGAUGUGGCUCAAUUUGGAGCGCUGGCCCUUUCUGAUUGGAUGUGUCUUUGGCGGGAAGGCUCUGGAGUGGCUGGAGGGGCUGAGGCUCUUGCUGGAGACCUCCGGCUUUGCGCAGGACAAGUGGGGGCGCUCCGGCUUCGCUGGUCUGCGCAUGCGUAACAGAGGGAGGUCCCUGCGGCUGUGCACACUGGCCAUCCUGCAGUCCUUGCCCUGCCUCACCUUGCCUCAUCUCACCUGGUGCAGAAAAGCUAUUUGGCCACGCCUGGGAGAGCUGCAGAUGAUGCUUCUUCAGGACACGCUCCCUUCUCAGGCUGCUAUGACAUCAUCAUCUGAAUCGUCAUUGUCAGCAGAUUUGGAAAGAAAACAGACACCUCUGCUGGCCAAGAGGAGGGACACUCCAGAGGCCCUGACCAGUGACACCAACGUCAGCAAGCACAAGAAUAAAAUGCAGAAGGAAGAGAUAAGAGAAGAGAAAUUUGGGAAUAUAACUCCAGCAAAACAGCCAUCGUCAGUCCAUUUUUUCCCGAAGACGGUAGAUGUGGAUAACACGCCAAUACCAUUGUCACAGUCAUUUUCCCAUGAAAUACCGUUCAACAUCUACCAGAUCAUUAGUGCUCAGACUAGUGGUCUAACCUUAUCAUCAGCAGGACGGUUGACUUCUAAAUCUACCAUCCUGAGCCUCUCCCGAGGAGACACCAACCUGGCGAAGCAGAGCACAAGCUACAUGACUCCAAAGAAACCGACCCUACUGAGCUUUGACUCCAAUACAUUCCUUCUGGGGGAUGGAGAAGAUUAUUUCCUUUCUUUGUUUGGAGACUCAAAGAGACUUGCCACAUAUUCAUCCCAAACAGAGGAUGUGAGCAAACACCUUUCUGUGAUUCUUGAAGAAGUUGGCCAGUUUACAUCCAGUUCUCUUGCAGACAUUAAAAUAGCUGAUGUCAACAUCAAGGGUUUGUUCGUGAGGCUCGCCAACUCUUCCGUGGACAAAGAAGUGGAAAUCGGAAACCACAUCCUCCAACAGAACGUGGAUGGACAUGCGGUUUCCUUGUACCGGUUCCCCGCCAACAUCACCAUGCAGGCCGGUUCCACAGUGACGGUGUGGGCAGCAGCGUCGGAAGCAAAGCCCCAGCCACCAACAGACUUUGUUUGGGAGGAACAGAACAGGUUCCGAUCCAGUCCAGACUGCACGACCAUCCUGUGCAAACCCAAUGGUGAGGCCAUUGCCUGGUACACUCCGAUCCACUGGAAGCAAGCAUGGGAGAAGUUAGAGACUGAUAUUGAAUUUGAGAGAUGUUCAGUAGUGAUUCCAACAAUGAAAAGCCAUGUGUUCGGGUGGACAGCAACAUCUACAUCCUCCAUAAAUAUGGAAAAGCAAGAAUCAAUAAAGAAAGAGUCCUCGCAAUGUCAGAUAGAGCACAUCUACCCUUCUCUCAUGAGAGAAAAGGAAAUCUGGCCAUCCACUUUACCCAAUCAGAGUCCUUGGUGCCGCAGUCCCUACGCCUCUCCACAUCCCUACUGUUCUCUCAUUGAAUCACAUGACUCAGACAUUUCUGAAAGCUGGAUGGGUACACAGCUGAUGUCUCAGCCAGCCAAGCCCAAAUCAGCCCCAGAGACCAAGAAAAAGAAAUCGAAGGCGGAAGAAAAUAAAAAACAUCUCAGCAUGUGAACCCCUGAAGUGAUACAUCAGUUUCCCAAGUUCUUCAGUUGCCAUUUCACCAGGAUCUGUUUUCCACCAUGGUUACCAUUGGCUGCCUGUGCUCAUCCUGGCUAUCCAACUUCUCCCUAUUGCAUAACAGUGUGCUGCGUGGGAAGAGUGAAGGGGCCAGAAGGCUGGGCUCUCACCAUGCUGGUUAAAGACAUUGCAUGGUUUAAAGACAGCAGAAUGCCGGUAUCUGCAGGUUUUCUUCCACAGACGAGACCAGAGCUCAGGCAGC
This is a messenger RNA of Peromyscus eremicus (cactus mouse), 1948 nucleotides long. RefSeq names its product lamin tail domain containing 1 (gene Lmntd1). The coding region runs from base 16 to 1680 and encodes 554 amino acids. NCBI's taxonomy places the organism in Eukaryota, Metazoa, Chordata, Mammalia, Rodentia, Cricetidae. Gene Ontology annotation, cellular component: cytoplasm; nuclear envelope. The transcript has 11 exons. The record is from RefSeq and is a predicted model, not a curated record.